GCGGGGCCGGGCCGGGGCUGCCAUGGCCGCGCCGGUGCUUAGAGCCGGGCCCAGGCUGCUGAGGGAGCGGUGGCACCAGGGGAGGUUCGGGGCAGCGGAGCCGGGACGGACAUUACAGUGCUUGAUCAGAAGAACAUUUUUUGGAUAUCCCCUAACUAAAGAAGGUUCUGGUCUGAUUCAAAAGACUAAAGAUGUUUGUUUGAGGUUAUGCAGACCACGAAGUUCUACAGCAGCUGCUGACACAUCUGGAGAGGAUACCGUGCUGAAAUGGGGCCUUCUCCUCAUCCCUCUGACCACAUUUGGUCUUGGCACAUGGCAGGUUCAGCGGCGCAAGUGGAAAUUAGAUUUGAUUGCACAACUGGCAUCAAGAAUCACAGCAGAUCCCAUCCCUCUGACAUUAGACCCCAUGGAACUGAAGGAGUUGGAGUACAGACCUGUGACGGUCCGAGGGCAUUUUGACCACUCUAAGGAGCUGUACAUCCUUCCCCGUUCCCUGCUGAACCCGGAGCGGGAAGCCCGGGAAGCCGGGAGGAUCACAUCCCAUCCGGAGAAUGGAGCCAACGUCGUCACCCCCUUCUACUGCACAGAGCUCGGGGUCACGAUUUUAGUCAACCGAGGAUUUGUGCCCAGGGAGAAAUUGAAACCGGAGACCAGACUGAAGGGACAGAUUGAAGAUGAGAUUGAUCUCACAGGGGUGGUGAGGUUAACAGAAAAAAGGAAACCCUUUGUGCCUGAAAAUAACAUUGAAAAAAAUCGCUGGCACUACCGGGACCUGGAGGCCAUGGCCAAGGUGACUGGUGCUGAGCCCAUCUUCAUCGAUGCAGAUUUCAGAAGCACAGUCCCAGGGGGGCCCAUUGGGGGCCAGACCAGGGUGAGCCUGCGGAACGAGCACAUGCAGUACAUCGUUACCUGGUACAGCUUGUGUGCUGCAACUUCCUUUUUGUGGUACAAGAAAUUUAUACAGAAGGCACCCCUGUGAGGGGAAGGAAGAAACCUUUUUUGUGCUACUGUCAGGAGCAGAUUUUUAUGGAUGACAGGAGCCUGAUCAGUCCUAAAUAACUGAAGCACCUGGAGGACCAGAGCAGUUUCAGCAAACAUUAGCAAGCUGCAAAUAGACUUUAAGCAAUCCCUGCAAACUGAGCUCCCACCAGUGUGAUUUGGCUGCAGCUUGGGAGCACUGAACUUCAAUAGUAACCAAAAUACAUUUUUCUACUAUGGUUGUUUGUAAAGUACAUUUUAAUAUCUCCACUCUGUUUUCCUUAAGACAAACCCAGUUUUUU
Cyanistes caeruleus (blue tit) is the source of this 1280-nucleotide messenger RNA. RefSeq names its product SURF1 cytochrome c oxidase assembly factor (gene SURF1). Gene Ontology annotation, biological process: mitochondrial respiratory chain complex IV assembly. The record is from RefSeq and is a predicted model, not a curated record. Gene Ontology annotation, cellular component: membrane; mitochondrion. NCBI's taxonomy places the organism in Eukaryota, Metazoa, Chordata, Aves, Passeriformes, Paridae.